Messenger RNA from Solanum verrucosum, 267 nucleotides. RefSeq lists its product as uncharacterized. The coding region runs from base 7 to 267 and encodes 86 amino acids. The record is from RefSeq and is a predicted model, not a curated record. The transcript is spliced from 2 exons. Lineage: Eukaryota; Viridiplantae; Streptophyta; Magnoliopsida; Solanales; Solanaceae.
AUUAAGAUGGCCUCAUUUAAGCAAGCUUUUCUCUUCAUUGCUCUUUUUGUUGCAAUUUUGGUUAAUCUCUCUUGGGCUCCGAAUAAGAUGCAAGUCAUGGCAUUACGAGACUUAUCCGUUGAUGUUGAAGAGAUGAAAGGGAAAUUACUUCGACUUGAUGAUAUUACUACUUGUGGGAGACGUUGCAAGGUCCAUGGUGAUUGCAAAGAAGGUGUUAUUUGUUCAACUUGUCUUAUACUUGGGUCUACGAUUUUUCAUUGCGUAUAA